AACCCGCUCAACAAGCAGAUCGACUGGGAGAGCCGCGUCCUGCGGGCGCCCGAGGAGCCGCCCAAGGAGUUUAAGGCGUGGAAGAUGAACGCCGUGCCGCCGCCGGAGGUGUACAGCCCGCCCGAGAAGAAGCCUCCGCCGGCCCCCGCCGUCGACAUGGCCAUCAAGUGGUCCAACAUCUACGAGGACAACGGCGACGAUGCGCCGCGGCCCGCCGGCAGAGCCAGAUUCCUGCCUGAGGAGGAGGAGGAGCACGCGGUGUCAGAUGAUGAAAAAGAUGAUGAACCAGCUUAUGCUAAGAAACGGAAACUAGACUCCGGGGAAAAGACAAAGAGGAAGAAGGUAUAAGCAGAAUACGCUUGGUUUUAGUGUAAUGAGAAUUUAAAUGAACUUGGAUUCCUCUGCUGGAAUGUGGAACAAAUACCUGUUUACUGAAUUUCUCUCUCCUGUUGGGUAGGGAAUUUUAUUUCAGCAGUAUGCUUGCCUUUUGGAAAGCACAAAACUUAAUGGACAGUGUUGUGGUAGAAACUCAUCUGCUAAACAAAAUUUAAACCUGUUAAUUUAAAGAGGUUGUCUUAAAACGUUGUGAUGGAGACUUCUGCUCAUGGGUACAGGAUUCACGGGUAUUUUGUUUAUCAAGAAACCUGGUAGCGUGAGCUUUUCUUGACUGAUUUUUCCAUUGUGUCAAAACCUUUUAUAAAGGAGCAUAUACUAAAGAUUCUUUAAGUAUUGUACUGUGAUUUGUUUGAAUAGUGCUGUUUUGAAAUUUAUGUAAAGAUAUUCACUGGAAUAAAACUACAUUUUAAAACAUCUGCGAUAUAAAUGUUGCACUGCAUGCCUGUUGAGUGGGAGCAAUUAAUUCUGUACUGUAUGCAUUUCGGUGCUGUAUUUCUGAAGACUUAACAAUCCUCAGGGUUUUGAUUGUAAUAAAUACACAACUGCAAACAGAAAUAUUGACCUAAAAGUGGAGCUUAAUAUUAGAUAAAUCGCUGUGAUAUUGUAUGUUCUACAUCAUGAAACAUGAAUCUAACUGAUAGAAGAACUGAAGCAUUUAAUGUACUCUUCCAAAAACUGAAAAUAGCAACUAGAUAUGUACAGGAGAAAUAUUAAGCUAAAGCUAUGACAGAGCCUUUACUGUCAAAUUAUAUUUACUUCAGUGCUAAUGCUAGUUAAGCUUUUCAUAGUAUUCGAGCCAGUGCAUACUGCACUUGUGCUAAGUUGCUGCAUGGAAUUUGGGGCCUGUAUAUAUGGAAAAAGUAACAAUGGGCUUUGAGGGGAAAGUGAGAGCUGCUCUAGGUUUAUUGUCAGCUGAAGCAUCUCUGCCUUAGAAAUCUGCACUGAGAUCUGCCUACUGAAACAGGUUUAUGUGGUUAAGCAAUCAGUGUGCAUGUCAGUGUUUUACGUUUUUCUUCUGUCUUGAGCUAGCUUGAAUUUGGUAGAUUUUAUACUCAUAUGUGUAUGUAAUAUUCAUACUUUUUAAGUGAUCUUUAAAAUAUAUUCUUUUAACCUCA
Molecule: messenger RNA, 1511 nt
Organism: Meleagris gallopavo (turkey)
Lineage: Eukaryota; Metazoa; Chordata; Aves; Galliformes; Phasianidae
Gene: C10H1orf52
Product: chromosome 10 C1orf52 homolog
Source: RefSeq, a predicted model, not a curated record